Rhipicephalus sanguineus (brown dog tick) is the source of this 654-nucleotide messenger RNA. Its product is annotated as guanylate cyclase 32E. The record is from RefSeq and is a predicted model, not a curated record. NCBI's taxonomy places the organism in Eukaryota, Metazoa, Arthropoda, Arachnida, Ixodida, Ixodidae. Bases 1 to 654 code for a protein of 217 amino acids. The transcript is spliced from 4 exons.
AUGGCGCGCCGUCGUCAAGCGGUGCUGCUGCUGUUACUGCUGGUGAAGAUAACGCUACUGCUGCCUGCCAGCCCCCUCGCUUGGGGAGUGCUGUCCAGCCCCGACGCAUUGCCCACGAGCACAGCGAGCAGUCUGGGCUUCCUUCUGCCUUGCAACAAGUCCGAGUCGCAGGAGAACCUGACCGACGACCGGCCCGAGGUGGCCAUCGCUUUCCUCGGCACCUUCAACAAUAGCCGCAUGCUUGGAAAGAUGGUCUCCGGUGCGGUUCCCCUGGCCGUAUCGCACAUCAAUCGGGACGAUAGCCUACUUCCGGGCUAUCGCGUGACCUUCCGGCCGGAGAACGUGGGCCAAGUGGGGACAUCGUCUGCCAUUCGUAAGAUGACGGCCCUGUGGCAGAGCGGCGUCGUUGCCUUCAUAGGACCCGACGAGAACUGCUAUGCUGAGGCACUGGUCGCUGACGCCUGGAACCUGCCCAUGAUCACAUACCGCUGCUCUGAUCUGCGAGUGUCCGGCCGAUCCUUCGGGACGUUCGCCCGAACUCUGCCGCCGCUGUCCAAGGUCUCUAAGUCGGUCAUCUCUCUGCUACGUCACUAUCGCUGGGAUCAGGCUAUGCAGCGCAGCGCCGCGGCACCCCGUGGCAAGAAGCGCAUGUGA